Molecule: messenger RNA, 588 nt
Organism: Medioppia subpectinata
Lineage: Eukaryota; Metazoa; Arthropoda; Arachnida; Sarcoptiformes; Oppiidae
Source: the annotation of a GenBank genome assembly
AAUAUAUUUUUAUUAAUACAAUAUAUUAUAUAAUUUAUUAUAAAAUAAAGAUAUUUUUAUUUAAAAAUUGCAAAUUUACGUCAAGAAUAUUCUGUGAAUUGGAUUGCCAACAGGAAUAUGGCUCUAAUUAAACGUCCGGAUUAUAUAGUGAGACAAAUGGCAUUGUAUGACAACGACCAGGUGCUGGACAUACUGUCCUCUUUGGGCAUUACUGUCGGCAAUCACACCAAUAUAACAAUGUUGAAGAUUGACUCCAAUUGUCUAUAUGUGGCCGAAGACACUGAUACAGGGCAAAUCCUGGGCGUGUGUUCGGGAUUCAACAUCACGCGAGACCUGGCGUUUGUGGGCGAGUAUGCAGUUGUGCCGAAAUACCGUCGGCUGGGAAUCGGGCACUCAGUGUGGAAACGGUGUUUAGAGCACUGCUCCAAACGGAACUGCGCUAUAUUUCCCGAACCCAAGACUAUCGCCACAUUCAAAGACAAGUCCGGCUUUCAAGUGAUUCCCGCCCGACGUAUGAUCGCCUACUCAGGCGUUCCCCAGAUGUUUGCGCUCAACAAAUACUGCGAUUACUGCGAAAUUGAAUACAUC